AUGCCACAUCAGCCUUCCGCUCAGCUCAGCUACGUCGAGCAAUUACUGAGGAUGGUCAACCAAGAGAAGGAUGAUAAGACAGCACUUGUCAGCCUAUACAGAACAUUAGCAAAUAGUGACGAGAAAACCUUUUCGGACGGCGUAAUAGGUAGGCAAAACGGUUGGAAUAGCAUUUUCUCGGUAGCCAAAGAACUCAUGGACGAUGAGGAAGUGGUCACCGCGAUGCAUUUUUUCCUCGACAAGGGCUCAAAGAUCUUGGCUGAGAAAAGCGAUUCGGGCUCCCACAUCAAGCACUUUUGCAAUGCUGUCCAUGAAAAUCUCAUUCUAGACACCGUGAUCAGCCAACUCCUAUGGCUCCAGUGCGAUGUCGAACUCGAAGGCAGCGUUGUCAGAGCGGUGAGCCGAUACCUCCAGUGCUUGUCACUGCUCAACGAUGAAGACUCGAGCACUGCCAGUGCCAUAAUUUGCGACAGUUUUCUCACACUGAAGUCCGGGGGUCUGUUUACGAUAUUGACUACGAUCUUGGAAAAUCUCCCACAGUACGAUCACGAUGUCGGGGCAAUUGCAAAUGAAUGUGUCAUAACUCUCGCUAAAUUGCAUAGAUCAUUAUUUUCUCAAAAGAUGGAGAGACUACCUGCCAAUUUGAUGGGCAAUAUGGUGGAGCUGUUGGACAAACACUUCAAAGUAAGUGAGUGGGAUAAAAGGAAUGGAGGCUCGGAAAAUGAUGGCGGUAAACAGCUGAGCGAGCUUUCUUUAGUAAAUGCUAUUGAUAUCAUUGCAUUUUGCAGGGAUAGCAAUCUCUCAUUCCGUAAGAAGUUUUCGGAACGACUUCUCUUCGAAGACGAUGCGUUCCCUGUAGUGAAAGGCCUUUCAUGGCUUUCUGAUCAACUGGCGCGCUGCGUCCACCAAUAUUUUGCACAAAAUGACCUCAGUGUCUUCAUUAUGCAGUGCUUUUUGAACAGGGAUAUUUUGAUCUACGGUCUCGUCGAAAAAUUGAUGGAACUGUGGAUUGAGUCAGACGCUCAGAGCUUUGAUGAUUUUGGCUCUGUUUUAGAGACUUUCGAAAUCGCCUUUUUCCAACAUGAUAACUUCCUUGGCGUACCCGAGCCUGAUAUUGGCGCAUGUUUGGUAAACAUUCGUUCCUUGAAUUAUGCGGACCUUAGAAGUCUGCAGCUUAAACAGUUGCGAAGUAAUCACUAUAAAAAAUGGGAAAAACAAAUCUCGCAUUUCGAUUCCAUGCUGUCAAACCAGGUCUUAGAGUUCGUUCGUCAUCAGCGUCUUCUGCAACUCCAGAAGGGUGCUUGGGUAUACAGCGAUAAUCCUUUAGACCGCAGCGUGAAGCAGCCGAAAGUAUACUUCAUUAUUUUAUCCGACAAUCAAAUGAAUCUUCUCGCUAGAGAAUAUAGAAUGAGAAGUGAACAAAACCCCACAGUCACCGGCAAUGAAAUUGUGGGCAGCACAGAUGCGCAAAUUUCAAAAUCAAAAACUAUCAUUAUACCUUUGAGGCGUGCGCACAAGUUUCAGCAUUGGAGAGUUCAAUCUGAGAGUAAAGUGCCUGAAAACUCGAAGCUUAUCAACAUUUUAAACAAGGCUGUCUACACCGAGAUUCAUCUGUUGGACAAAGACGCCAACAUUUUGCUGAAAUUCUUUCUGGACACUAAAGAAGCGUCCUACAUAUGGUUGGACGGACUCCAAUUGAUUGUGGCUUCAGCCCAGGGCAAACGGCCGUCUCUCUCCGAAGAGCUUAAGUCGCAAGUGGCAAGCCUCAUAGAUUUGAGAAAAAACGUCCAAAUUAUAGGCUUAGAUGACAAAACAGACCUGACAGACGCUACUGAGGAUUCUGACGCUGAAGAGCAGUACUACGACUUGGAAACUUUACAGAGGGUUACGGCAGAUUUUCACUACGACUGA
This is a messenger RNA of Lachancea meyersii CBS 8951, 1911 nucleotides long. Lineage: Eukaryota; Fungi; Ascomycota; Saccharomycetes; Saccharomycetales; Saccharomycetaceae. The record is from the annotation of a GenBank genome assembly.